CACAGCAUGGACAUCUUCACCCACUACGACCUGCUGUCGUCCAAUGGGACCAAGGUGGCUGAGGGACACAAGGCCUCCUUCUGUCUGGAGGACACCGCGUGUCCCGAGGAGGUAUGGAGUGUGCUAAUCUCAGAGAGGCAGGGCAUCACCGUGGGGUGUUGGGACCUGUAUCGCCAUGACAUCGACUGCCAGUGGAUCGACAUCACCGACAUCAAACCAGGAAACUACAUCCUACAGGUGGACUACCAUUUUUAA
Messenger RNA from Oncorhynchus gorbuscha (pink salmon), 255 nucleotides. RefSeq names its product lysyl oxidase homolog 3-like. Gene Ontology annotation, biological process: peptidyl-lysine oxidation. Gene Ontology annotation, molecular function: copper ion binding; protein-lysine 6-oxidase activity. The transcript is spliced from 2 exons. The record is from RefSeq and is a predicted model, not a curated record. Lineage: Eukaryota; Metazoa; Chordata; Actinopteri; Salmoniformes; Salmonidae. The coding region runs from base 7 to 255 and encodes 82 amino acids.